Amorphotheca resinae ATCC 22711 is the source of this 471-nucleotide messenger RNA. RefSeq lists its product as hypothetical. The transcript has 3 exons. NCBI's taxonomy places the organism in Eukaryota, Fungi, Ascomycota, Leotiomycetes, Helotiales, Amorphothecaceae. Bases 1 to 471 code for a protein of 156 amino acids. The record is from RefSeq and is a predicted model, not a curated record.
AUGUCCGAAAUCAAACAACAACCAGCCGCCCAGCCGCAACCGGCCUAUGCAAAACACCAAAACGUGACUGGCACAGAGGAAUGGUCAAAUGGUAUCUUCGAUUGCUUUGAAAAUUCGCCUGACAAUCUUUGCCUCAAGGGAACAUUCUGCCCCUGCUUCGUGUAUGGAAAGACCCAGGCCCGUCUCCGAGAUCCAAGUUUAGCUACUUAUGAGCGCGUCAACACCGACUGCAUCACAUUUGUGGGGGCCAACUACCUCUGUGGUCUCGCAUGGGUCAUCACAUUCCUCAAGCGCGGCGAAAUUCGUCAGAAGUACGGUAUCAAAGGCGACCCAGUGACCGAUUGCCUGGUCUCCGCGUUCUGCAAUUGCUGCGCGGUUAUCCAACAGGAGAAAGAAGUCGUUCAUAAGCAGUUUACCGGUGCUAUUGAGCAGGGUUACCAAGCUCCUCAGCCCAUGACUACAAAUCAGUAA